GGUAAUAUAAAGGCAGAAAAACCCAGAGCAUCUUCAGAGGAUUACUCGUCCUUCCACGCUUGGCUGAUCUCUGAGGUCUCUCAGCCUAAUUUAACCUCCUGCAUUUCACAACUGUCUAGUACAGAGCAGCUAAUCCUGAGAGAUGGAGUCUAGUGGCGCAGUGACAAUGGCAGCUCUUGGUCGUCCUUUUUCCUUGGGAAUGCUGUAUGACUGCCGAAAAGACAUGCUUGUUGCUGGAAUGACACUGUGGGAUGAUGAUGAUCUGCAGAAACAUGUGCGAGAAGCAAAUCAGGGAUUCAGUGAUUUUGAAAUGAUUGCCUCUAAUUCAAUGCAGGACAAAUCUAAUGCACUAGAGGUUGACGCAUCACUUAAGGCAAGUUUUAUGGGUGGGAUGGUUGAGGUUCAAGGAUCUGCCAAAUACCUGAAAAACACUAAAACCUCCAACAACCAUGCCAGGGUAACAGUACAAUACACGGCAACAACGACAUUCAGGGAGCUGUCUAUGGAACAACUUGCAAAUGUGAGAUACCAAAAUGUUUUUGAGAAAGGAUUAGCCACACAUGUGGUCACAGCAAUUCUUUAUGGAGCCCACGCUUUCUUAGUGUUUGAUAAGGAAGUUUCUGGUACUGAAAGCGUUCAAGACAUUCAGGGUAAACUACAAGUAGCAGUGAAAAAUAUUCCAACAGUUUCAAUAUCAGGAGAAGGUGCUGUGGACUUGAAAGAUGAGGAUAAAAUGGGCUUUGAGAACAGUUCUUGCAAGUUUUAUGGAGAUUUCUUUCUUGACAAUAAUCCUACAACUGCUGAGGAAGCCAUAAAACUCUACCAUAAUCUUCCAACAUUUCUGAAACCAACACAAAAUGAAACUACAGCUAAUGACAGACACACUGCAGUACCGGUAAAGGUCUGGAUGCUGCCACUGACGAGUUUAGAUUCUUCUGCCUCUAAAAUGGUCCGCCAAAUAAGCUUAGGAUUAGUUCAAGAAGCGCAGAAGGCCCUGGAGGACUUGGGUGAGUUAGAAAUAAGGUUCAAUGAUGCAAUGAAACUUAAAAGUAUGGAGAAGUUUCCUCAGAUUGCUGAGAAACUUAAAUAUUUCAAUGAAAUGUGCACCGAGUUCAAGCUUGGAUACCAGCAAAGUUUGGCAGAGAAACUCCCAUUAAUCCGAGGAGGAGGAGAAGAAGAGGCAAAGCUUGCAGAGAUCCUGAAGAAGAGACAUUCUUCUCCAUUCAAUACCACAAGCCUGAACCAGUGGAUGGAUUGUAAAGAGAAAGAAAUCUGGAUCCUUGAGGCUUUUAUCAAAAUGAUGAAAGACACAAAUUUCAUCCCAUCUGAAAUUCAGCUGUACCAGGAAGUACUGAGUGCACAUGGGGUUUAUUGCUUUGUCUUCACCUCUCUGGGAAGAGAUGAUCCAUUUCUCUCAGCUUUAUCAGCCUACCUGAAAGGAACCAGAACAGAUUAUCAAAAUCAGGAUCUUCAUGAUGUGGAAAAGGAGCAAUGGUACGCCUCACAGGAAAAACUGAGAGACAUCAUGAAAAAAGCAAAAGCCUUCAAUGAUGUGGCAAAUUCAGUCAAGAAUACACAAGACAAGAAUAUAAAGUAUCUAGCAGUGGGUUUAACACAUGACCAUAAAGAUUCGACCAUCUACUAUUAUAUUGACGGCUUCCUUGAGACUGAUGCAUAUGACUUAAAGUAAAGCUUUAAUAAGCUUUACUCAUUAAAGCUUUUUUAUUUAGAACCUUAAAUUUCUGUAAAGGUGUAGCAGAGACUACAUCUCGUUGCUUGUACUUGUGACAGUGCAAUGACAAUAAGGUUGAAUUCUAUUCUAUUCUAUUAGAUCAGUCAGAGGCCUCUGUCUGUUCAGAUUUCAAAAUAGCUUUAAGUACAAAAAAAAGAGAUUCAGGUGAUUGAAUAAGAGCUCCAGCUAAAACAAAAAAGCAAAAUACAUUAUCACUUAGAUAUUGCACAUUAAAAUCAUGACCACAAAAUGAAAUGAAUUUUAUGCAGACUAACAUACAAUGUAUGCUUAUAUUCUUUGCAAUUACUGUGGUAAUUCUGGCAGUGGUCAUGGACUGUUUUCUAUUACUUUGUGUUCAUUUCUUUGUUUUUCACUUCCGAUUUAUUUGCAAUGAUACAAAACCAAUAGAAAUCUCUGUAAUGUUUUUUUCUGACUUGUUGCUUCACAUAAGCUUAAAUAAAGAAAGUCACGGC
Molecule: messenger RNA, 2205 nt
Organism: Xiphophorus couchianus (Monterrey platyfish)
Lineage: Eukaryota; Metazoa; Chordata; Actinopteri; Cyprinodontiformes; Poeciliidae
Product: stonustoxin subunit alpha-like
Exons: 4
Coding region: 143-1690 (515 amino acids)
Source: RefSeq, a predicted model, not a curated record